GAUGACUCUUGGAUUAGUGCCAAAGAGGAAGUGAAAUCCCCUGAAGCAAACAAAACUGUAAGUGUUGUCAAUUUAUUGCAACAGAUAAAACGUUCCCACCUACCGCUGAAUCACUGAUAGUGAGGUGUAUUGCUUCAGAGGUUAAAUCAUUUUUUUCUGAUGGUGCACAGGAGAUAUAAAAGGAAGACAAGUUCUGCAAGCUUUCCAUCCAGAAGCUGCUUUCUGUCUGCCAUCUGCUUGAAUCUAAGUGACUACAGCCCCCUCUCUGAGUUUGAAAAUGGUGACUUACCAAGCAACGGUACACACUGCUGACCUCGACAACGCCGGCACUUUAACCAAUGUCUUCGUUAAGCUGGUCGGCACAGAUGGGGAGAGUGAACGCCAAUUGCUCAGAGGAUGUAAUGGGGCUUCAUCAUUCAAAAGAGGAGCGGUAUCUAGUUUCACCGUGUCCUGCCCUGCCUCCAUUGGAAAGCUGGUCCUGAUAGAGCUGGAGAAAAAACAUUUCCUGUUAUCCAAAAAUGGUCAGCCGGAUUCCACAGGGCACUCCUGGUUCCCUGCCAAGGUGGAAGUGACAUCUCCUGAGGGAGAGACCUACGACUUUCCCAUCUACCGCUGGAUCUCUGACAGCGAGGUGCACCGCUUCAGAGAGGGAACAGCUUUGAGAGUCUUUGAAGACAGCCAUCGUUAUGGCCUGUACAGUCGGGAGCAGGAGCUGUGCCAGCGAAAGAGAGACUAUCACUGGCAUGUGUAUGCUGAGGGGAUACCCCAAUGCCUGAAGGCAUUGGACAUUUGGCAUCUGCCUCAUGAGGUCAUCUUCUCAUUGCGCAAGGACUUGGAGGUUGUUUACACUCUACAGUCAGGGAUACUUCAACUGCAACUGGAGGGACUGGCUAAUUCCAAGGAGAACUGGUCUGAUAUUGAUGAUAUCAAUAAGGUGUUCUGCUCCAGGAAGACUGAAAUAUAUGACUAUGUCCGGCGACAUUGGAAAGAGGACAGUUUUUUUGGCUACCAGUACUUGAAUGGUAUCAACCCCAUAUUGAUCCGACGCUGUUCAGCUCUGCCAGAUAACUUCCCUGUCACUGACAACAUGGUCUUCCCCGGUGGACAGUGUAGCUUGGCAGAUGAAAUGAAGAAAGGCAACAUGUUCCUGUGUGACUACAAGCGUUUGGAUGGACUAGAAGUAAACAACGUCGAUGGGAAGAGGCAGUACUUGAUGGCUCCUCUUGUCCUGCUCCACAAAACACCUGAUGAUAAGCUGAUGCCAAUUGCUAUUCAGCUGAAGCAGACUCCAGCAGAUGACAAUCCCAUCUUCUUCCCCACUGAUUCUGAGUACGACUGGCUGCUGGCCAAGAUUUUUGUGAGAAGUGCAGAUUUCAACGAGCAUGAGCUCAACACUCACCUGCUGCGCACUCAUCUGCUGGCUGAGGUGUUUGCAGUGUCGCUGCUGCGCAACCUGCCCAUGGUGCACCCACUGUACAAGCUCCUCAUACCUCACACUAGCGGCACUCUAGUGAUCAACAACCUGGCUCGAGCUCUGCUAAUAUCUGAGAAUGGAUUUUUCAAAAAGUAUACAGCUACUGGUGGAGAGGGGGUGACCACACUCCUGCAGAGAUCUCUGUCCUCAAUGACCUACAGCUCUCUCUGCAUACCAGAAGACAUUGCUGAGCGUGGGCUGGAGGAUGUGCCGAACUUCUACUACAGAGAUGAUGGACUCAAGCUUUGGGACGUCAUCCACAGGUUUGUGCAGAGAGUGCUCGGCUUCUAUUACAAGAGUGACGACGAGGUCCUGAAAGACUCUGAACUGCAGAAGUGGAUUGCUGAUAUCUAUGAACAUGGUUUCCUUUCCCAAGCAAGCACAGGAAUUCCUCAGAGUUUUACCACUGUGGCUGAGAUGGUCAAGUUUGUCACCAUGGUGAUCUUCACUGGCUCAGCACAGCACUCAGCUGUGAACGGUGGACAGUACGACUACAGUGGCUGGAUGCCCAACAGUCCCGUCUCCCUGCAGCAUCCUCCACCAACCACAAAGGGGACAACAAGUAAGGCCACAAUGCUGCAGACAUUGCCUAACAAGGGCGCAACAGCUAACGGAAUGGCCGUCUUGUGGCUACUCAGCCAGCAGUACUCUGACUUCGUCCCUCUUGGCCAUUACCCAAUGAGACAUUUCAGUGAGGAGGUUCCCUGCAAGCUGAUCAAGGUUUUUCAAGCAGAGCUUGAAGUGUUAAGUGCACACAUCAAAGCCAGAAACAAAAGUCUGGAGAUCCCAUACACAUACCUGACUCAAGCAGAGGUUGAUAACAGUGUGGCCAUUUGAACAUGAGAAGGCGUGACCUCCUCAGCUUUCGGCCAAAAUCCAGCUUCAUGUCAACCAUCAAAAAGAAAUUACUGCAAGAUUAGAUGAAAACUGUUACUAAUGACUUAUUGUUUAAAAUGAUGUAAAAAAUAAUUGUAGGGAGCUAUGCUUUGCUAAAUUAACCGUUAGCUAUGUUGUGUAAUGUGCAUGUUAAAACAAAUUACUAGAAGGAAGAUUAAAUCUGACUGAACUGUAUCUGUUCCUUCUGUGCCAUAUUUAAUAAAGAACUCAUUCAAAGCA
Molecule: messenger RNA, 2590 nt
Organism: Centropristis striata (black sea bass)
Lineage: Eukaryota; Metazoa; Chordata; Actinopteri; Perciformes; Serranidae
Product: arachidonate 12-lipoxygenase, 12R-type-like
Exons: 15
Coding region: 278-2311 (677 amino acids)
Biological process (GO): lipid oxidation; linoleic acid metabolic process
Molecular function (GO): iron ion binding; protein binding; oxidoreductase activity, acting on single donors with incorporation of molecular oxygen, incorporation of two atoms of oxygen
Source: RefSeq, a predicted model, not a curated record